ACCGCUCUCUUCUCCUUCCGGAGCUCGCGUGCGGGACGGUGCUGGCGGGAGCCCGGCGGCAGCUGGAGGUGACGCCGGGAAGAUUACGCCUGUGGCAGGGCCGGGGCCGAGCGGAUCGCUGCGCGCUGCGCAGAGGAGCGGCAGGAGCGCCCUGCUUGCUGUCGCCUAGCCCAGAGCACGUCCCGCCUGCCCUACUCCCGGCUCUCCCUUGGUGCGCGGCGCAGCGACCCCGGCCUUCGCGCUCAUCCUACCCCCACCAGCGAAAUUCACGCCUAGGGAUGCCCAGAGGCUGACACCCGCGCUGAAGUGGAGAGAGGAUUUUCCCCAUCGCUUCCCGGCUGUGAGCGCCCGUCUCACCAAAGGGCUCCUGAGCAGCAGCUGCCAAAGGCACGACUCCGAGCGCCUGUUCCUGCGCCCGACUGGCCGAGGACCCCGGACAGCAGAGGCCCCGGGACGACCAAGCUGAUGGCGUCUUCGACCCCUUCUUCGUCCGCAACCUCCUCGAAUGCGGGAGCGGACCCCAAUACUACCAACCUGCGCCCCACAACGUAUGACACCUGGUGCGGCGUGGCCCAUGGAUGCACCAGAAAACUGGGGCUCAAGAUCUGCGGUCAUCCUCGAUUUUUCAACCAGCUCUCUACUGGAUUGGAUAUCAUUGGUUUAGCUGGAGAAUGGCUGACAUCAACUGCCAAUACCAAUAUGUUUACAUAUGAAAUUGCACCAGUAUUUGUCCUCAUGGAGCAAAUAACACUCAAGAAGAUGAGAGAGAUAGUUGGAUGGUCCAGUAAAGACGGUGAUGGGAUAUUUUCUCCUGGGGGAGCCAUCUCCAACAUGUACAGCAUCAUGGCCGCUCGCUACAAGUUCUUCCCAGAAGUUAAGACAAAGGGCAUGGCGGCCAUUCCCAAACUGGUCCUCUUCACCUCAGAACACAGUCACUAUUCCAUAAAGAAGGCUGGAGCCGCACUUGGCUUUGGAACUGACAAUGUGAUUUUGAUAAAGUGCAAUGAAAGAGGGAAGAUAAUUCCAGCUGAUUUAGAGGCAAAAAUUCUUGAUGCCAAGCAAAAGGGAUUUGUUCCUCUCUAUGUCAAUGCAACUGCUGGUACGACGGUGUAUGGAGCUUUUGAUCCAAUACAGGAGAUUGCAGAUAUAUGUGAGAAAUAUAACCUAUGGCUACAUGUCGAUGCUGCCUGGGGCGGCGGGCUGCUCAUGUCCAGGAAGCAUCGCCACAAACUCAGUGGCAUAGAAAGGGCCAACUCAGUCACCUGGAACCCUCACAAGAUGAUGGGCGUGCUCUUGCAGUGCUCUGCCAUUCUUGUCAAGGAAAAGGGUAUACUCCAAGGAUGCAACCAGAUGUGUGCCGGAUACCUUUUCCAGCCAGACAAGCAGUAUGAUGUCUCCUAUGACACUGGGGACAAGGCGAUCCAGUGUGGCCGCCACGUGGACAUUUUCAAGUUCUGGCUGAUGUGGAAAGCAAAGGGCACAGUGGGAUUUGAAAAUCAGAUCAACAAAUGCUUGGAACUGGCUGAAUACCUCUAUGCCAAGAUUAAAAACAGAGAAGAAUUUGAGAUGGUUUUUGAUGGGGAGCCUGAGCAUACAAAUGUCUGUUUCUGGUAUAUUCCACAAAGCCUCAGGGGCAUUCCGGAUAGCCCUGAACGACGGGAAAAACUACACAGGGUGGCCCCCAAAAUCAAAGCGCUGAUGAUGGAGUCUGGCACGACCAUGGUUGGCUACCAGCCUCAGGGGGACAAGGCCAACUUUUUCCGGAUGGUCAUCUCGAACCCAGCCGCUACGCAGUCUGAUAUUGACUUCCUCAUUGAGGAGAUAGAAAGACUGGGCCAGGAUCUGUAAUUGCCCUCCACAGAACAUGAGUUUAUGGGAAUUCCUUUUCCUUCUGGCACUCUAGAACAACCUCUAUAAAUGGCUAAACCACAUAGGCUAUUUCAUUGAGGGGAAACAUAAUAUCUCAAAGAAUACUGUUUAAACCUUACUUAAGCUUGUUAUAGUUAGUAGGAAAUAAUGUUCUUUUUAAAAAGUUGCCCAUUAGGAACACAGUAUAUAUGUACAGUUAUAUAUACGUCUCUCUCUAUAUGUAUAUGUAUGUAUCAUCGUGAGUGUGGCUUGGUGAUAGAUCACAGCAUGUCUCCCACUCCAAGAGAAUUAACUUUACCUUCAGCAGUUACUGAGGGGCCAAACAUGCUGCAAACCAGCUUGCCCAACAAUCCCAGGAAAGAUGUUUUUCAAGAUGUUGUGUCAUAGGGACCAAGGGACAUCCUGUUGGCGAGAGUUGACCUCGUUGUCAGUGUUUCUCCUACCUGAGGUGAUGACAGAUGAAACGAAGUACCACUAGGUGACAAGAGUCACACCCUCUCCAUUAGUAUCCUGUUAGGGGAAAAUCAUAGCAGAGUCAUUGUUACAGGUGUGCUGUUGUUGUAUUUUGGGGGACUAAUUUGUGUAGAUUGUGUAUAUUUCUGUUGUCUGACCUUUGGGGGGUAGGGGAAGAACACAUGUAAUGAUUUCAAUGACUGUUUAAAUUGUAGGUAAAUGACAACUGUUUAAAUUGUAGGUAAAUGAAAUAAUUGCUUAUUUAUAUUCAGAGAUUUACCAUGCUAAAGAGGCGUCUUGUAUUUUCUCCCCAUUUGUAAUGUAUCUUAUUUAUAUAUUAAUGCAGUAAGUUCGGGAAACUGUUUAUGGUAUUUUCGUGCGUUUGUGAGCCAAAGAAAAAAGAUUAAAAUUAGUGAGACUUGUAUUUAUAUUAGAGUGCCCUUAAAAUAAUGAUCAAAGCAUAAGUUUACUGUCUGUAAGAGAAUUCUGAUACUGUACAUAGAAUCAUCUGUAUGGAAAUCCCAUGACUUAAAUAGCAUCUGCUCUUCUAUUACCCUCUCUGUCUGGCUAUAUGUCUGGUGUUCUCAAUGCUUUUCUAGUAACUGUUGGAUAAUAACUAGAUCUCCUGUAAUUUUGUAGUAGUUCAUGACCAAUCUCUGUGACUCGCUUAGCUCAAACCUAAGGCAACGUUUCCGAAGACCUUCUGAAGAGCUCCCAUAAAUUGACCAGGCUCACAACUGUUUUUGAGGAAAGGAAAUUUACACUGUGCAUUUUAGAGUAUGCAAGAAGAAUAUAAAUAAAUAAAAAUAUUCUCCAUGGAGAAUUUGAACAAAA
Molecule: messenger RNA, 3156 nt
Organism: Leptonychotes weddellii (Weddell seal)
Lineage: Eukaryota; Metazoa; Chordata; Mammalia; Carnivora; Phocidae
Source: RefSeq, a predicted model, not a curated record